AUGUUGAAUUUCCAGGAUUACGAUGAAGAACUUGAAUCUCUGGCUGAAAAAGAAAUAGAAAAGGCUCCGUGUGAAGCGGAAAUAAUGAAAAAAACGAAAUUCGAAGCUAUCAGAGACGUUGAGCAUGCGGCUCCUGCCGAUAAAUUCAUAAACGAUCCAGGAAAACACAAAUUCGCUUGCAUUAAAAAACCAUGUGGUAACCCAGAUCAAGAUCCGUGGAUUCUAGUUACUGAUUUUGCAACAGAGAAAGCGAAAUCUGGAACUCCGGGAACAGGAUGUAGUGCUGGAAAACUUGCUUACGGUGGACUCUGUUAUAUUCCUGUUACAACUCUGAAAUCAAUGGACCCGCCAAUAACAGAAGCUGUGAUUGAUUCAUCAUCUUCUUCCCUCAAUAUCUUCAUUUCUCUAAUUUUUUUCAUGACAUUGAUGCUAAAAUAA
Molecule: messenger RNA, 438 nt
Organism: Caenorhabditis remanei
Lineage: Eukaryota; Metazoa; Nematoda; Chromadorea; Rhabditida; Rhabditidae
Exons: 2
Coding region: 1-438 (145 amino acids)
Source: RefSeq, a predicted model, not a curated record